AGAAACGAGACCAGUGGGGCUCACUCAGCAUCUCUGGGAAGUAUAAGAUCUAGUUUUUCUCUCUGUCUGCUCUCUGCCCUGGAGUCUCCAGCAGCUAAAAUGUCCCAUUUUGUGCUGUUUCACUGGAUUAUGAUGCAGAUCUUUAUAGCCCACACCACAUCUGAAACUGUUGUUAGAGGAGUGAUGGGGCAGCCUGUUCAGCUGCCUUGCUUCUACCAGAUGGCUCAGUAUAAGGACAUCCCUGAUAUGUGCUGGGGCAGAGGCCCGUGCCCAAAUUCAAAGUGCAAUGGCAAAAUUUUGCACACCACUGGCAGUAGGGUGACGUUCAGAAUAUCUCAGAGAUACAGUCUCCAGGGCUAUAUUUCCUACGGAGAUGUGUCCCUCACCAUUGGGGCAGUGACAGCAGAAGAUGAAGGUACAUACUGCUGCCGUAUUGAGAUCCCGGGCUGGUUCAAUGACAUCAAACAGAACAUGCGACUGGAGGUGGUCAGAGCCCCUCCAGUGAUGACAACCACCACGAGAAAAGUUCCUGUUUCCCCCAAACGUUUUAGAAAAACAACUUUUGCUCCUGAACCAACCUCUGAUCAUCAAGCAACAACAGACACUGCUGUCUUCCUGACAACCACUGUGCCCCCAGAAACAACUGCAACUACUGCCUCUCCAGCAGAAAUUACACUGGAGACCAUUGCUCCCACAACAUUUGCUGUGACAACAAAUGAAGCUUUUCCAGAAACUAUGAUGACACCCAGUGCCCUCCCAGAUUUUUCAACUGAGUUUCAAGCAGCUGACAUGAGCACUGAAGAUGACUAUGUGUUCUACUCAGAUGAGUCUGUCCCUCUUCCUGGAGUGACUCCCCGAUUCCCAAGUACACUUCCAACUGCAGAGGGAACUGGAAGUGCUGAUACUACUCUCCUGAUGGAAGACCUGCCAGCUGCAGCAACAACCCUGCCAGAGCCAACCAUGCUUCAGACCCCAAGGAGAAUCCCUGCUCCUUCAGGGAUUUCAACAAGUUCAGAUGGCAAGGCCAAGAACCAUGAUGAUAAUGGAGACAAGUUUCCCAGCUAUGCCACUCUCAUUGCCUGUCCCACAGUGGUGUCCAUUCUUUUCAUAUUGAUGCUCGUGUUGUUUUGGAAACGUAAACACACAAAUAAGUUUAUAAUAAAAAGAAUUUUCUCUAGGCAAACCACAAGCAGUCCAGUGGAAUGUCAUCCCUUACCAAAGACCAAUGAUUUUUCAAUGGUAGAUGCUCCCCCACAGCACACCCCAUCUACGAGCCAUGGAGCAGCAGAAGACCUUGAAAAAGUUUUCAGCGGUGCUGAAGGAGAAAACACCAUGUUUUCCCUGUGAAGAGCUCCUGCACCUUCUGUAGAUGCCAUGGAAAAUAAAAAGGGCUUGUUCCAUUCUGUAUGGAGAGAUGCUUAUGAACCCUCAAAAUGUCAGUUGGAGAAAACCAAAGACCAAAGCUUCAACUGUAAAAAAUUUAAAUCUUUGUGGAGAUUUUGCCAUGUUACCUUUAAAACUCCUUGCAUAAAGAAGUGUCUUUGAGAAGGCACUUUCUGCAGUAUUCAUAGGUGUUUCUGGCAUCUGCCCACUUGCUAGUACCAUAUUACAGGUUUUAAGUUGUUUUUCUUCAUUUUUAUUAAUUCUUUUCCUUGAAUACAACUUAUACUGUGAGGAACAGGAGAGAGAAGAAUUAACAUGAAUUUCUGCCUAACUUCACGUUGCCAAAAAAAAUAAUAUAAAAAAAUCACCAAAUGCAGUACUUAUUGCUUUUAUAUAAUCAAGAGAAAAAUUAAGCUACAAGAAUGCUUUGAGUAUAAAUCAAAAAUGCCAAUUACAUAAGAGACCAAUGCUGCCUGUGAUUCAGCAUGGUUUGAAUAACCCUUGGAGACUAUGUUAAUAAACUUUGCAAUUCACAGCUA
Molecule: messenger RNA, 1922 nt
Organism: Apus apus (common swift)
Lineage: Eukaryota; Metazoa; Chordata; Aves; Apodiformes; Apodidae
Product: T-cell immunoglobulin and mucin domain-containing protein 4-like
Exons: 10
Coding region: 100-1347 (415 amino acids)
Source: RefSeq, a predicted model, not a curated record